CUUCUGAUUGGCUACCGCCUGCACCCAAUAGGCUUCACAGGACGCGUCUGCGCAUGCGCAGUGGGUGUAGUGCGCUUCUCUGUGGUUGUGUCCCGGUAACGGUGCCCAGUGCUGCUUUCGCGAUGUCCCUGCACGGGAAACGGAAGGAGAUCUACAAGUACGAGGCGCCAUGGACCGUGUACGCCAUGAACUGGAGCGUGAGGCCGGACAAGAGGUUCCGCCUGGCUCUGGGGAGCUUUGUGGAGGAAUAUAACAAUAAGGUGAGCCUGGUGGCUGGGGAGACCCCCUCAAUCCAGCUCUGGGGGGUCCCUGGGGGGCUGAGACUGGGCCUUAUUCACUAAACAGCGAUGGGAAACCCUCAUUGCAAAAUCCAGGCCAGAGUAGCCGAGCUGUGAGUGGAGCUGAGUGGGAGAAUCUUUCCAGAUCAGCUGUUUUUGCCUGGAUUUGAGCCAUUGUUUUUUUUUUUUUUAAUAUGUCACUACAAUCCUGCUUUCAGACUGGUGAAUAAUAAUAAUAAUGAUGUAAAAAUGUUGGGGGGAUUCAUAGGGAAUUUCAGAUUUUAAUCCAAUAUAGCAAAACUGAAGGUUUGAAGAUUAAAAAAUAAAAUAAAAAAUUCACUUAAACUUCACGACAAAUUACAAUUUAGUCGACAGACGGAUAUAGGUAAUACGGUAACGCUUUUAAUGCAAAUCACUGGGGGAAAACAUUUCGUUACUAAAAUGGGUCUCUUUUGCCUCGUUUACACUGAGCGGUAAGGUUCAGUACGGUAUGCUAUUUUGAGUGUUUCCAUUAUGAAAGUGGCUCAUACAACCGGACCGUACCGCACCAUUCAUGGUCCUCCUUCAGAUGUAGGGCCAUAGGAAAUGGAACGGUACGGUUAGGGCGCAGCUACUAGCGUCACUAUUUACAGGCGGACAGGACAUGACACGCUAUGCAUUCUUUCUAAACCCCGCAUGUCCCCUGGCGGUCCGACUUGCAAUGGAAAUGCUCACCUGAAUAGGCUGGACCAUUAUAAACCUUGCAAAUCGUACCGACCCGAACCGCUCAGUGGAAACAAGGCAUUUGUCAGGUUCCACAGGACUAUUUAUUAAAGUGAGAAUUUAAAAUUAAUUUUACAUUUAAGGGCAGAGUAACCAGACUGAAGUGGAGUAGCUGACGUAGAGAAUUUUACCAGUCCAGCAAAUUUGGAAUUCACUUUGAAUUCUCACUGUAGUGAAUAAUUUGGAUAGUAUCAGCUUACUCCUCUUCCUAAGGAGUGAUUUUUUUAUUUAUUUUUUAACUAUGAUUUGAAAAUAAAUUAAGAUCUUAGAAACUCAAAAACUGGAACCCAGUUAAAUAAUCUUCGCAUCUUCUGAAGUGUCUGAAUGGAAGUCAUUCAAAUUGCGUAUUGAGAUGUACUUAUGUUUGUAGGUUUAUCUAGCAGGAAGGGUGUAUGUGUUUAUAUUGUAUAGCCCACUGUACAGGGAAAAAAAGGGGGAUAGAAACAUGCUAUCUUGGUUUCUGUGGGGGGGGGGAGAGCUCCAUCAAAUUGCAAAUUGGAAUUUGAGAUCUAAAUGUGUAUACAAUUCUUUGAGCAGGGUCUCACCACUUUGUUUCUCUAUAUUUUGUCGUCUUGUAAUUAAUUGUCUGUCAACUUGUUAUACAGUGCUGCAAAAUAUGUUGGAAUGUUGUAAAUUUGCAUUAAAAACAUGUCUCGAAAAAUACUUGGACUGUAUCCUUUUAAUUUAUUUUUUAUUUUUUUUGCAUAGUAUAUUCUAUGGUUGGAUGCUCCAUGGUAACAUGUUAGACAAUCAAUAAUUUUUUUUUAAAUAAUUCAAACUUGUGGGGGUAGCAUUGAGCAUUUGGUGUGCCUGUGAUCUUGCACACAACAACUGUAAUUUCAUGGGUAUAAAUGUGAGCAGUGGAAGAUUUCACUGCUUUCCAAUGUAAAGCAUUUUGUAGGUCUUAUUUGCCAAAUUUAUUUUUGAAAUUUUAAUUAUGCUUGCAUGCAUAUUAAACAAAGUUAAGUUUCCUUUAAUUUACGCUAUAAAUGAACACUUCAAGCACAGCUUACUGUAGUGGUUAUAGUGCCAGGAGUGUCCUGGUGCUUCCCUAUUGUACAUUGUCAAACUGUUUUAUUUUUUUAACAUCUUAAGUGUUAUUCGCUAAAUUGAGAACUCAAAGAGAAUUUAAAGGCUUACUGUGAGAGGGGGACCUUUCAAGCAUAAUAUGCCUUACUGGGCACUAUGGGGAAAGUCCCCUCUGGGGCCGUGCAUGGUCCAAUCACAAGUCUUCUCAUAGAGAUGGACAAUUUCGCAAACUCAGAGCGCAUGUGCACGCUCCGCAUCAGUGAGGAGAAGUGUUGUUUUUUUUUUUUUUAAAGCAAUUUUUAAAAACCAAUGUGCAUGGAGGGAGCAGCAAGCUUCUGACUGCAAGGGAAGAUUUCUAUGUCUGUUGGCAGCGUUCAGUGCACGAUGACAAUAGACAUAAUUUAUGCACAGGAUUGACGUUCUGGACUGCCAAUCUCUCGUAUAUUGGGAGUGCAACUAGCCCAAAGCACACCAUUACAAAUAUCUCCGUAUUUGCAGUUUUUCAUGCAGGAAUGCUGCACAUACUGACUUUGAUUUAAAUUGAUUUUAAGUCACUAAUCAUUAAGACAUGAUUUUAAACAUGAAGACUUAUUCUUGCUUGUUGUUACAAUUCUAAUAUUUUUCUAAAUAUGUAAUUUUCAUCUAGUUGAAAAUAACUUCAGAUUAGUCAUCAUAACUGAUUUUGUUAUAUAUGCCAUUAGAAAUACAUGGAUGGUGAUGAAACCAUUGCAAGGUGCACAAUCCCGUGUACUGAGAUAUUUUUAUAUUGCUGUCAGAGUUUCAUAUUGCACCGUGACCAAUUUAAAUCACUGGAGUGGUUUUGAUGGCUGAUGUAACCCUUUAAGUUAAGCUGCUCGUAGUGCGUACGUAGAUUUGCAGAAUAGCAUAGGACUAUAAUGUAUCUUAAAAAAAAUAUAUAUUUGUAUUUAUUUAUUUAUUUAUUUAUUUUUUAAAGAUGGAUUUUACAUCCCAAAACAUGUAUUUAAAAUAAAUAAAUUGAUAAAAAGCCUUUCAUUUUCUCUCCUGUUUCUUGUUCUCAUAAGGGGUUCCUGAAACCUAGCACUGUUGUCAAGAGAAUAAUUUAUACUUAAUUUCUUGUAACACGUAUGUCUACAUGUGCAUGUUCCCAGGUGCAGCUAGUGGGUCUGGAUGAAGAGAGUUCUGAAUUUAUCUGCAGGAACACGUUUGACCACCCGUAUCCAACUACAAAGCUCAUGUGGAUUCCUGAUACCAAAGGAGUAUACCCCGACCUUCUGGCCACUAGUGGAGACUACCUACGUGUUUGGAGGGUGAGCACAUUUCUGCUUGACUUUUAACAGCUAUAUCCAAGGUAAUGUGGGGUAUUAAACGACUUACUCUUUUCCCAAGUAUGUACGAUUUCACGAUGGCUGCAGGGAAAGGAUGAGCAGGGUUCAACUUUUCUGCUAGCCUUUAUCAAGUCAAAAUGGAGUUUUCUAUUUCCAGCUAUUUUUGCCUUGUUUCUUCCCCACCCCGAUUUAGUUUAGUAAAUAACCCUGUUAGUGUGCUCCUACAUGAUAAGACUUGUCAGAUGCUGCAUGAGACAUUUAAGGGCAGAGAGCUAGCUGUGCCGCUACCAUGUCCAUUACCGGAGGUUUAAAGGACCAGUAUAGGCUCUUAGACCACUUAAUUUCAAUGUAUUGGCCCUUCAGUUUAAACUCAGCAAUGCAUAACAUUGCCAUUAGUAGGAAAGUUGUGGCGGCCUACCCAUAUAUCACCGCCAUGGAUUCCCUUUCCCUCCGUAAAUAAAGCUCUCUGCGUAUUUUCAGUGUUUAUAGCUGUGUAGCAGAUUCACCCCAAGCACUAGCCGAGACUUGGUAUAGGGUGAAGUAAAGCUGGUUUACAAUAGAGAUUUCAACACCUAGGCACCUAACCUGGCACCUAGGUACCUGAGCAUGUCAUGUAAUAUCGGCCAUACACUUUGAUGCCAGUACACAUUUUAACAUAAAACAUAGGGUUCCUGUGCACACACUCCGAACAAUAUGGGGUAUAAAUAUUGCUGGUAUAAAUGGUGUCCCCGGAAGCUCUCUUCUGAGCGUCCACGCUGUCCAAAAUGCACUCAGAUUGGAGGUGGCUAGCCCGAAUUUUGGAUGGAAGUCAAGUUUUCAGCAGGCCGCUACUAUCCUCUGGUCCAGCGCAGAGUUCCAUUACCUUGGGUGGAAAGUCCCAGUCACCCAAAACAACGGCGCUUUCCUUAAAUACUUGGUGGUCUUCCAAGUCCACCUUGUCGUUGGAUGCCUCUCCAUCUCCACUAUCUCCUCUCCAAAAUGUACUGCUAGUUGGUCUGUGGAAUGGGAGCACUCAUGAUAAUGUUUUAGCAGACUGCGGCUGGUCCGCAAUCUGAUCAAGAGUUCCAGGGUGUUUGGUGGCUGUGGUCAGGCGCACAGUGCCUCUAUAACCUUCCUGCGAGUCGCUGAUUCUUCUGAAGGCCGCUAGGUUGGGUGCUGGAGUGGGAGGUACGACUUGGACCUGAAAAACAUGAUGAUUACAGCUGUUUUUAUAGGGAAGUGGAGGUUAGGAGCCAAGUACAGUCCCUGGGUGACCACAUACGGCAAUGCUUACAUUGCGGGGUUAAAAAUGCCUCUAUUGGCAGGUUACCUGAAAGAAAUCCGAUUUUAAUGAAAAAAAGAAAUGUAAAUCACUUUUUAAAAAUGUGUUUAUUUUUUUUAUCGCCAAUUAUCCACCCUGGGUAAUUUUGUUUUUCAGGUCGGAGAAACAGAAACUCGUCUUGAAUGCCUGCUGAACAACAACAAGAAUUCAGACUUUUGUGCUCCCCUCACAUCUUUUGAUUGGAAUGAAGUGGAUCCAAACUUGUUGGGUAAGGCUGACCUGACUCUUAAAGUCUUCCUUUUGCCCCAGUAUCUUAAUGACUAUACUUCCUCCUUUGCUACUUAUCUUUUAUUUAUAUUUACUAUCUUUUCUUCCGUGAGUCUGAUCUCAAUGAUGCCUGACUGAUCACUGUCUAUGAUGCCUGCUGUUUUCUAUUCUCCUCUUUUACUGAUGGACUGUGGUCAAAGAGGAUUUUGGUCACGUUUUUUUUUUUUUUUUUUUUUAAAGCAUAAAAGUGUCCUGGUAUAGGUAUAUUUAGCCUAGCGUUUAAAGUAGAUGUUUUUGUUAUGAGUGCCACAGUUUGAGAGUCAGUUUGCUAAUAUAAUAUUACUAAAAGUGGACAAACUGUCCAAAGAACAUAAUGUAAAAUGCCCCACCAAGGGUGGAUUUGAUGCAGUUUUAAAACUCUUAUAGGACAAAUGUUUUCAUUCUAGAUCCAGAAGAAUUUUGUAUUCCCCACCCCUAUCUGUUGGUUAGGCCAUAUUUUCUUAUUUAGUCCAAAUGUGUGUGCCCACAUUUAAAAUGUUUAAAUAGUAUGAAAACUAUUUUUAAUUUGUGAAAAAAAAUACAAAAAAUGCUUGUUUUAACUCUUUGUCUACAAUUUGUUUACAAAUAGUGCAGAUACACAUUUAUUAUUUUUCUUCAUACUUGUGACUGUUCUCCUAUACUCAGUCGGAGUAUCUCUGCCAUGUAUACCUUCUCUCCUAGGACAGAGUAGCCAAAGUGAUCGAUUACAGCUUGUCCCUUUCCCCAGAUAUAGAGCUGUUAGAGUGAUUAUUGCUCUUCCCAAACAUCAGCUGAGGCUUAAUGAAGGGUAAAAAAAGUCUAAAUAUAUUACAAAACAUACAGGUGUGUAUAUACACACACUUUCCCAACAGGGGUCAUUAUGAAAAACAAUGAAUUGCACAACCUGGGCUCCUUGGUGUCUGGGACAUGGCUGACUUAGCACAAGUUAAUUUAAUUACAUACUAGACACCAGGUGGCCUAACUAUAUAAACCUUAAAACUAGAUUAUUUAUGCUCUUGUUCUGGAGGAGUUUGGAUCAGCGUUUACCUGUAAUCUGUCACCUGUCCUUGAGUAUUUGUUUGAAACACCUAUUCGGCAAUGACACUUAAGGGUGUUAAAACAAUGUUGCUGUAGUCUUCUGGUUGGUGGAAGGCAGGAAAGUUAGCAGAUUUAUUUUGUGGUUCUCAGGCACAUCAAGUAUUGACACCACUUGCACCAUCUGGGGUUUGGAGACUGGGCAGGUUCUUGGCAGAGUCAACCUAGUGUCGGGGCACGUGAAAACACAGCUUAUUGCCCACGACAAGGAGGUAAGCAACUGUUUAUAGAUGUAUCCUUGCAUAUCACACGUCUAAAUGUAGCAAGGACCUUUUAAAGUGUUCUAAGUGCCUCCUGUUUGUAUCAGGUCUAUGAUAUCGCGUUCAGUCGUGCAGGAGGGGGGCGAGACAUGUUUGCUUCUGUAGGAGCAGAUGGGUCUGUCCGAAUGUUUGACUUGCGACAUCUGGAGCACAGCACCAUUAUUUAUGAAGAUCCUCAACACCAUCCCCUUCUCAGAUUGUGCUGGAAUAAGCAGGAUCCAAACUACCUUGCAACCAUGGCUAUGGAUGGGAUGGAGGUGAGAGUUUUUAUUAGUACACUCUUGGUUUCUAAAACAAUAGUUUUUCCAGUUGCCUAGUACUUAUUGUUAUUGUCCGUUUUAUAUAGUCUGUCACAUCUUAUGGUUGUGGAUUUGGAAGGAGCUAUUAGACAUGAUCCCUCUGUCUGUAAAUAAUGAUUGUUCUAGGACAUGGGCGCUAGCUAUCAGGUUUUUACCCAAAUUACCUCUAUAUGAAAUGCUUUAUCCUUGCAGAAAUCCUAGAUGUAAUCCGUUUACAAUUUGUUUACCAACAAUCCAUUAUACAGUGUUCGUCCCUUUCGUCUCACAGGUGGUUAUUCUGGAUGUUCGUGUUCCCUGCACACCAGUGGCCAGAUUAAACAACCACCGUGCAUGUGUAAAUGGAAUUGCCUGGGCACCCCAUUCUUCAUGCCACAUCUGUACUGCAGGUAAGGCUGUCUUCCGUUUUGUGCUACUGUGUUUCAGCAAUGCAUGCAGAGCUUAUAAAUUGCAAUAACAAUCAAAGUUUAAUCUUUGUAGAGCCACAUAUGUAGGGUUUCCAACUUUCUACCUGUAGUAAAAAUUCUGUCAGAAAUCUUACUAUGUUUCAGAUUGUAGGUCAAUCACCCACUGGCGGUUUUUUAGCGGCAGUGAUCAUUUUCAGUAUUUGCUAAGUGAGUAAAGCACCAUAGGCACCGUGGCCCUCUGUAGUUGCUAUGAUUCUAGCAGGCUGUUGACUCUCUCCUUUGGUUUUAUGUCAAAUCAUGUUUGAGCAACUUGACACAAACAUAGGGUUUCAAAGUUUCCUGUGGACCUGUUCUUUGAUUGCCAUUUUGUUAAUAAAGACGUUGUACGGUAUGUGGCAUUAUAACGUGGCUGUUCCAAGGCUCAGAAUUUGCAGUAGCCAUUGGGCAGUAAAAAUUUUGCUGUGUUGGGUAGGAAUUCACCCCAGGUGUGCAAGUUAUGGUUUGUAGUGGCAAGUAACUUUGAAGGCCUGGCUAGUAGCACAGGCCUAGAAUUUUUUUGUUAUUUAUUUUAGAGAAAAUCAUAUCUUCAUUUAUAGACCGUUAUUGUCAAGUAUUGCAUAAAUUCAGUUUCUUGCUUUUAAGAUCUGAAUCUAACAUAAAGCAGUACAAUGAGGAAUUGAAUUUAAAAUGGAUGCUAUUUUAAAUGAUGUAUUUUUACAUUUUUUUAUUUUAUAUUUUUGCAGUGCAUAAGAUAGGUACAUAUAAGCUUGAGGUACCCCAACUGCAAUCCUCUGCAUCAUAACAAGCUUUACAAUUGGGGUAGUACCAGGAACAUGCACAAUUUUAUAUUCUAGUAAACCUGCAUAAAGAUAAGAAACAUGCUGAUCUUAUGUAGAGGGGAAUCAAUCAAGAUUUUGUUAGCAAGAGUUAAUUAAACAUGGUCUUAAGUGUGAAGACUAUGCCAGGCAUUUGUAAUGUUGAUUUGAAAAUGUAACAUGCUAGCAGGCUUUAAUCGAGCUGGCUAAUAGUGGGUUUAGCCCCUGGAAUGCCUCACUUUAUCGUAGAGUGUGUUUAGAUUGAGGCAGGCAACUAAAAGGUUAACUAAAUCUCAAAAUUAAAACGCAAAACGGCAUCGUCAGACUGGGUUCAGAUGGGCAGUAAAUAGUAUUGUGUCCUGGGGAGACACAGAUGAUGUGCUCGGGACCGUAGGGCCAUUGCCUCAGCUCGGAAUAGCGAGAAAGUAUCUGGAGGCUGCUUGGGUCGCCCGGGUGCAUACUAGAGGCAAUUCUGGGUAGGGGUUUACACUUGUCAUCCAGCCUGCCCAGGGUUUUGCUGAGGGCCUGCAUCUUUGUACCCCGGACCUAGGGUCUCUCCUCUGAGACCAAGUCCUUCCUCUCUAGGAGGUGACAAAAGCCCUGGGUAGUCGGUCGUCUUUUGUGGGGUCUGCACUUCUGCCUCUUUAGGGGAUUUCUUGGGAGGGAAUCCCUUCUGGCUCUCUGCCCAGGUGGUGCUAGGUGUGUGGGGCUUGGUGGGAGGUUGUUUUUCCCGACGGGGCCUCAUGCACCCCAUCUCCUGCUCUCCUCCGUUUACUCCUCUGUCCCUCUGCUGCCGCUUCCAGAACCGGACAAAUAUCUAAUCGAGGUGCUGUAGCAUACGAUCUAGCGUGGUGCACCCGUCUUGCUCGGCCGACUUCUGCCCGGUUGUCACUUGAUGGGGGCGAGUCCGCCAUUUUGAGUAGGAGUGCUGAGUCUCCGUUUUGUGCAAUAUUAGUUGCCUGCAAUCAGCAAGGUAAGUGGUGCUGCUUUGUGUGGACCAUGAUGACCCCCGUCGGUCUGGGGGGAAAGGUGAUUUUACAUGGGUCCCAGCUUUUGCUUAAGAGUCUGGAGAGCGACUGUCUCUCGGUUACGCAGUCUCGUGUAGGCCGCAAGCCUCGGUGCGUCAGUCCGACUUCGCAGGAGCUUGAAAAAGGCUCUGAUGCAGCAACCUCUCCCAGGUGAGAAUAUUGGAGCUUGCGAUCUGUGAGCUGUUUUUUGUCCCCAGACGUGGGAGCUUGUGCUGAACACGUCUGGGCUGCACGAGGAGGAGAGUGACCCGGAAUGGAGGGAUGUAGUCUGGAAAGAACUCUGGUACAAUGCCAUAGCUGGGCUCCAGGUUCGGCAGAGAAAGAGUCUCCCGAGCUGGGAGCAGAGGGUGCAGAGGCAAGUAACUCUGUGGAUGCCUCUCCUAGGAGAGCAACCUCUUUGGUUUGGAAGUCCUGGAGAAUCUCAUGCAUGAUCUAUCUGAAGCUAACGGUGUGAGACAGAACCUGACUUUUCUUGUUAACCUGGAGUGGGAGCCCGAACAGGACUAUAUGACUGUUUCACUGUAUACCGCCCCCUGCCUCGGAAAUGAUGUUGCUUAUGGACUUUGCAUAGUGUUGGGUGUCAUGGUUUAGGCGUUUGAAUCUAAUGGCGUAGACCAAAUGAUUCUCUGGAACUGUUUUUGGGUAUGUACAGAGCCUCAAGCCCAGACUUUAUAUGAGGAUUUCUCUGGCUCUGUACAUCUGAUCACUCCGUUAUUUGCAGGGGUCAUAGCUGGGACCAGAAGCUAUUCAGGCAUGUGGGGGUGCGUUACUGUAUGUCGUGUAUUUUCAGGGUUUUUGUGUGUUCGGUUCCUGUGUCCGGGAGAUACUAUUAUCUCCCAGACACGAACACCGGGUGGGCUUAUGUUUUGUAUUGCUGUAAUUAGAGACACCCUGCGGGGUCUGUGCAUAAAUACCUUGUAUCUUGCCUGCAAUAAAGCGUUCUUGUUCACCGUUCACUAAGUUUUGACUAGUGUUUGGGUGAUACUAUUAUUGCCCUUUUGCAAGCAACUAUAAUCACUGACUAGUAGCUAUAAUUACUCUAGGACUGGGCACAACUGGAAAGGGCUGACCACAGGCAGUAGUAAUCCAUCCUCGAGAGGGUAUACCGCCACAAAUACACAUUAAUUAUUUGUUGUUCGAUUUUCCUUUUGCUACAUGAUAACUAUAUCUACCAGUUUGCUACCACCUGUUCACUACUCUAUCUAUGCCCAUUACACUCUAUACUUGCCAAGUGAUCGUUUGUUAUGAUUGAGUCAGACAUCUAAACAGUGACUUUAUAUUUCUACUUUUUGUAUGUAUAAUUACUUUAUUAGGAUGUUUAAAUAAAACAAAUAUUAUUAUUAACGGGUUACUCUUUUUUUUUUUUUUUUUAAUAGGGAUUUUAUGCCUUUUUUUUUUUUUUCCUUAGUUUUUGCUUUUGUGUUAAUUGUUAGCCUUUUGGGGUUUCCCCCCUACCUCUGUGAGUGAGUAACCUUACACUCUCAGCUUUAAAAUGGGAUGGCUAUCUGGGUUAAGUCAUUUCGUGCAGAAAAGUACCGAAUGGACCGGCGUUCGUAUGCUAGAAGGCAGAGAAGGGAGGUCGGCGAUUUCAGCGGUGUUCGGGAGAAAUAGUGUCCGUUUUCAGUUCCAGGAAAUCAUCGACGAACACCGUUGAUCAUUCGUGCGUCCAAAAUGGCCGCCGCCUCGUGGUUGGCAUAAGAAUGACGACCACCCAGCAUACCGUUGAUAAUUAGGAGGUGUCUGCGGUUAACCACAACGUUCUAAUGAGGCCAAGAGGUUAACCAGCAGCACAUGUCCAUGCUGGGAAGCGGCUGUUCGGCAGUUCAUUCGGUAGUUAGGAAAAUAAACGAAUGGGGUGUACAGACAGGCAAUUAACCGAACAAACUGACGAACCAAGGGGAAUAAAAGUAUUUUAAAGACAGGUGGAUCUGUCACAGCAUGUAAUUUAAAUUUUUAUACUUUUCGCUCCUUUGAGUAAGUGAAAGUUCAAAAUCUUUUUGCCUCCUUUGUGAUGGCAAACAUCUUCGCAUUAUUGCAGAUUUUUUUUCGCCUCUAUCUAACCAGGCUUUCAAUUUCUUUCCUGAUGUUCUCACUGGUUUUGCUGUUUAAGGGACACUCCAGGCACCAAUAAAUGUUUUGCAGAAUGCUGCACCAUGAGACUGCCUCUUUAGCCAUGGCCCCUCAUGCCAGAAAUACCUAUUUAUCUAAGGUACACACAGUCUCAGCACUGAGUGCAAUCAGGUUGUGAAUUAAAAACAGCUCAGACUGUAAACAAAACUGCAAACAGGCAGUGAUAUCCUCACAAUAUGCCUUCUUGGGUGUCUUCUUCUAAUGCAAGUUGUUCUGUUCAGAUCAUUCAGUGCUCUCAGUAACUGAACUGAGUGCAUAACGUUUUGAUAAGGAAGUCUUUCUGGUGUGGGGCAGGCAUUCUACAAAACAUGUAUUGAUGCCCGGAGUGUCCCUUUGAAUUGAUACAAGGUUAUCCAGUUGAUUCUUAGAUUUCUGAAUGUUAAACCUACUUUGAGUUUAGCAGCAGCUGCUUACUUCAACAAUGUUUGUUUCUCUCCUUGUACAGCGGACGAUCAUCAGGCUUUAAUCUGGGACAUUCAGCAGAUGCCAAGGGCAAUCGAGGAUCCAAUCCUGGCUUACACAGCUGAAGGCGAGAUCAAUAACGUGCAGUGGGCAAGCACUCAGCCAGACUGGAUUGCCAUUUGCUAUAACAACUGCCUGGAAAUCCUCAGAGUCUGAUUUAUUUAUUCCAAAAUGAUUUGACCCCAAUCCUCCUGUCACAACCCUUCCUGAAUUUUUAUACAGUCAGACUUUUUUUUUUUUUGGUUCUCCCCUCCUGACCUCCCUUGUUCCCUAACACUGGUCACUAUUGGACUUAGGGAUUUUGUCAACAACAAGUGCUAAAAUAGUGCAACCAGCAUUGAGAGCCCUGUUGUUUCUUCAGGGUGUCUUUGAUAUCAUAAAAGUCAUUCCCUUUGUGUAUAACUAAAUUAGCACCAUGCAAUAGAAAAACCCAUACUCUUCAGUCUAAACUAGGAAGAAAUGGGAUUUUUAUAUGCUUUCCUUUUUCAAUCUUUUUUUUUUUUUCUCAAAUGUAGACAUGCUAACGGUAUCCUGUCUCUUAUUGAUGUUUUAAUAGUAAUAAUUGGAGGAUGGGAGGGAGUGUGGUAAUUGCUUGCAGGCUGUAACGUUUGUGUUGUGAUCAUGCCUGUGUAUACUUAUAUUUUGUGUGUAUAUGUAGCGCUCAUGUGCUGUUUCCAAGGGUCAUCAAUGCCCACUUAAAAGACUUUCCCCUUUUGUCUCCAAACUUGGCUUCUGAUAGCCGUUACAUUAAAACUGGCACAGCUGUCAUCUACUUUGUCCUUUUCUUAUAUGAGGGAAUGACUAAGAGAGCUCAAAAUAUUUGAUGUCUUAGCUUCUUGUGUUACUGGGCAGUUUCAAAGAGAAGCCAUACGCCAUUUGUGCUGCAGUGAAGAUGACCUUUUCCAAAUGAAUGCUUAUCUUUAGACUACCCACCCCUCCCCCUCCCCCCAUGUUCCUUUUUGCCCCAUGCCUUGGCCGUAGAAAAUCAACUGUCAUGCUAGUUGUGGGGAAAGUGAACAGUUGAACUGAUUUCAAGCAGGUGUCAUCAUAAAAUUUGUGAAAUUUCUUUCUCACCAAGAAGUUAGGUUCAUUAAUGAGGAUGUUGCAGCUUUCCAGUGGGUUUAUGUCCGUUAUCCACACGUAUUUUGGUUUAUGUUAUCUUUAUAAAUACAACUGAUACUAAUUAUAGCCUGUGUCUCUUUUAAAACAAAUUAGAUUAAUUUUCUUCGGGAGCCUUCCAUUGCUUAGAUUGUAAUGUUAUAUCAGCUUGGGCUGCAUCUGGUCAACUCUUUCUGAUAACGAGGUCAAUUUUUAGCAACCUUCACUGAAACAUUGAAACCAGUAUUGUGACAGAUCUCCUGUACUCCGACUGAGUACCUCUGCCAGGUCAACUUUCUCUCUACUACCAGGGACUCCUGAGUGUUUCAGACCCAGUUGCUGAAGUUGGACUGGGGUUUCUGCAGACCUCUUCCAGACAAGGCUGCAGUAAAUAUAGCUCGAGUCCCUCUCACUUGUAGAGCAUUGAUUUAUAGCUUUUUCUUUAGACGAGUCAGAAUGCAGGGUAGAACGAAUCUUUAUUGUACAGAACACAGCUAAUUAUACAAGACUGUGUAGACCAGGGGUGCCCAAAAGGUAGAUAUCCAGAUGUUGUAGAACUACAACUCCCACAAUGCUUUGCAUGCCUUUAGAAUGACAAAGCAUCAUGGAAGCUGUAGUUUUCAAACAUCUGACGAUCUACCUUUUUGGUACCCCUGGUGUAGACCAUGGGCAGUCCAUCUUUUAAUACCUAUCUCCCACUUAUGUAUCUUUUUUUGAUGGUAAAAUUUUCUUACUGCCCACCAGUGUUGCAUUAACUCAAGUGUUAAACUUUUUUUUUUUUUUUUUAGAAAGGAGGGUUCUUUCAAAAUAUGUACCUAAAUGUAUCUUCUUAUGUCUACAUAUAUAAUUUAAAUUUAAUGAAUUUCUGCAACUCCAUCGAUGCAGUGCCUACUAGUGUGAUAGCUGCUUAAAUUGAAGAAAAAGUUAAAUGUGAAAACUGGAUUUUUGCCUUUAAAAAAAA
Molecule: messenger RNA, 13474 nt
Organism: Pelobates cultripes (western spadefoot toad)
Lineage: Eukaryota; Metazoa; Chordata; Amphibia; Anura; Pelobatidae
Source: the annotation of a GenBank genome assembly